CCCAGUUUAGACGUUAUGCUACAUUGAGCGCUCACUCAUGCGCUCGCACUUUAAUUCUAUGGCUGUAAAAAUGCUGCGCGCCAUUUCCAGUCACAGGGCUUCAUGGAGACAGUUACCUGAAGAAAAAAGGCUGAAUUUUCACUUCGGAAUGUUUGUCCUUUUCCCAAAGUGUUGAAAUUAGCAGGAGGAGAGAAAAGCUCCGAAUGUGUGGUCACGACUCAGCACGCAACGCCCUUCGUCAUGAUGAGAAUCACGUCAGAAUUUCUCGUGGUGACGUGAACCUGGGUUAGCAUCACGCUACACGAGGCUUUUAUAUUACUAAUGGCAUUAUAACCCCUCGCUCUAUUUUCCACGUUGGACUAUGAUAUGCACUUAUAAAAGUGAAUCUGGCACUUACCGGAAACUAUUUCAAGCAUUGCACUGGUCGUAAAUCUGCCGGUAUUUUUCCUCAUUAGUUCAUAUUUUUGGAUUUGUUUCAAAAACAUCGUUUCGAAAUACAUUUUACGCAAUUCAUCGCAUUGUGUGGACGCAUCGCGUAUUUGGAGAGCAUGCUGUCAAGAAGAAGUGGUUGUUCAUUUUAAAUCGCGUUGCGCGCAGAGCAGACGCCACGCAGUUUUGUGGUACCUGUGGACAACCGAGAUUUAAGACAGGCGGAUACCUGAGUGAAGAGGGGGCAACGAUCUUAACGCCUUGUUCGUGUUUCCGUUGAAUGCUCAAUUGGAUUUGCAACAGCAAACUGAAGAGUCGCCAGGACGCUUUCAGCACCACGUCUCUGAACAGCUCCCGUUUCCCGCUGGCUUGUUUUUCUGUCUGGAUGGGCACUAUCUGUCUCCGUCUUUCGUAGUUGUGACUGACUGCAAUGGCUUCUAGCGGGUUUUGGUCUCUCGGUGGCCAAAAUGCUGAUAACCCCGGCAACCAAAGCCCCAGUGCAACAAGAGCAUGGUGCCAGGCAGCGGCCCAGAAAUUUCCCGGAGGUCUUGGAUCGAAAUUAUGUGCAAUGCUAAACGUCGGCGAGGAAGAGAAACCAGCAGACACACCGACCAAACAAGAGCAGGAGACACUGGAUGAGACCUGCGGUUGCAAUAAACCAUGUAAUUGUUCUAAAGCAGCAACCGGCUUUUCCGAUCUCUACUCAACAGAUCUUCUUCCUGCUUUGGAUGGAGAUGCGAAGACAAUGACUUUCCUCCAGGAGGUCGUGGAUAUCUUGUUAGCCUAUAUUGUGGAGUCCUUCGAUAGGUCAACGAAAGUCAUCGAUUUUCACUACCCCAAUGAAUUACUCCAAAGAAACAACUGGGAACUUUCCGACGACCCUGAGAGCCUGGAUGAUAUCCUUGUAAGUUGUCGGGCCACCCUGAAAUACGCCAUUAAAACAGCGCACCCCAGGUAUUUCAAUCAACUCUCCACUGGAUUAGACAUGGUCGGCCUGGCGGCAGAUUGGUUGACAUCGACUGCCAAUACCAAUAUGUUCACCUAUGAGGUGGCGCCGGUGUUCGUGCUGCUGGAGUACGUCACGCUCAAGAAGAUGAGGGAGAUCAUUGGCUGGCCUGAGGGCCGCGGGGACGGAAUCUUCUCUCCUGGUGGCGCCAUAUCCAACAUGUACGCCAUGCUGCUGGCACGCUUCAAGAUGUUCCCUGAAGUGAAGGAAAAAGGAAUGUCGUCAAUCCCCAAACUAGCAGCCUUCACCUCAGAGCAUAGCCAUUUCUCCAUCAAAAAAGGUGCUGCUGCCCUUGGCAUCGGGACAGAAAGCGUCAUCUGCAUCAAGGUGGAUGAGACAGGGAAGAUGAUACCAUCUGACCUUGAGAAGAAGAUCCUGGAAGCGAAGCAGAAGGGCCUCGUCCCGUUCUUUGUGAGCGCCACGGCCGGCACCACUGUCUACGGAGCCUUUGAUCCUCUCAUCGCCAUUUCUGACAUCUGCAAGAAAUACAACGUCUGGUUCCACGUGGACGGUGCCUGGGGAGGCAGUCUGCUCAUGUCACAGAAACACCGGGGGAAGCUGAACGGGGUUGAGAGAGCCAAUUCAAUGACAUGGAACCCCCACAAGAUGAUGGCCGUCCCACUGCAGUGUUCUGCCCUCCUGGUCAGAGAAGAGGGCCUGAUGCAGAAUUGCAACCAGAUGCACCGGUUCUACCUGUUCCAGCAGGACAAGCACUACGACCUAUCCUACGACACGGGGGACAAGGCCCUGCAGUGCGGACGUCACGUGGACAUCUUCAAGCUCUGGCUCAUGUGGAGGGCCAAGGGCACCAUCGGUUUUGAAGCUCAGAUUGACAAG
Molecule: messenger RNA, 2272 nt
Organism: Clupea harengus (Atlantic herring)
Lineage: Eukaryota; Metazoa; Chordata; Actinopteri; Clupeiformes; Clupeidae
Gene: gad2
Product: glutamate decarboxylase 2-like
Biological process (GO): GABA biosynthetic process; GABA shunt
Cellular component (GO): cytoplasm
Molecular function (GO): glutamate decarboxylase activity; pyridoxal phosphate binding
Source: RefSeq, a predicted model, not a curated record